This is a messenger RNA of Coniophora puteana RWD-64-598 SS2, 703 nucleotides long. RefSeq lists its product as uncharacterized. The coding region runs from base 5 to 622 and encodes 205 amino acids. NCBI's taxonomy places the organism in Eukaryota, Fungi, Basidiomycota, Agaricomycetes, Boletales, Coniophoraceae. The transcript is spliced from 2 exons. The record is from RefSeq and is a predicted model, not a curated record.
AAGAAUGUGUCUCACUGCUAUGUCCUUGAUGUCCAGCUCCGCUGGUUCUGACUCUGGAUGUCCUUCAGUGACAUCUACGUGCGACAUUGACGCUUUCGAACCCAUCUCCUUCGGCAUACUUCGGGACUCCGUCAUAGAUCGAGAAACUGGCUACACCAACGUCAUUGUGCAUGGGCUUACCGAGCACGAUGAGGUCUACACGCUUGUUGUAUGCAAACUACUCAUACCAUCUAACACCGGCCCGGCAGCAUCGAAGGAGAUCCAAGUCACUACCCACAUUGUGGUGAACUUUCCUUGUCGCCCAUGUGUCUACAUGCAGCCAUCGUUCACCGGAAGUGCACGCUGCAUCUUCUACUACUGGAACAAGGAAGCCAUAGCAGGAUUGCGAGCCAUAGAAUAUUACUACGACGAAGCCACCGAACAUCCUGUACUCCUGGACAGCACACUGAACUUGGACUACCUGGGCGUGCUCUAUGAUGACUUUGUAAGUAGAGACGCGGAGAUGCAGCACUUUGAACAAGAGGCGCACAGCGGAAGGAUUCUAUAUCACUACCAGGCUUCGUCACCUGCGGACGAUCCGCCGAGGGGGAAAAGGAAUUUGUGUAUUGUAGACUUCGUUUGAUCGCUCCUGGUACGGAAAAAGCGGUCACUCGUAGAUAAGUAGCGUCGCUUCUUUGGGUUUCAUGUGGGUGCAAUACAGGCC